AUGCAUUGGGGCGCCUUUGCGGCGCAGCACCGCGCCACCAGCCUCGGCGGCGAGCUCGGGCACGUCUUUGGGCGGCUGUACGUCGGGUCGGCGGCGGCGGCGGGUUCGCGGCGGCUGCUCUCGGCGCACGGCAUCACCCACGUCCUCAACUGCUGCCGGCUUCCGAAUGCGCUCGAGGGUGCCGAGGGUGCACCCUCCUACCUGCAGCUUCACCUCUCGGACUCGACUGCCGACGGGCCGAGGAUGGCGUCCGCCGUGCGGCGGGGCGUCGCCUUCGUCGACUCCGCUCUCUGCAGCGGCGGGGGCGUGCUGAUCCACUGCCACCGAGGCAUCUCCCGCUCGUGCGCGCUCGCCAUCGGCUACGCCGUCUGGCGCGAGCGAAUCACCGCCGAGGCCGCGUUCGAGCUUGUGCGGCGCGCGAGGCCGCAGUGCGACCCGAACCUGAGCUACCUCUGCGCGCUCAAGGAGUGGGAGCGGCAUACGCGCCGGCCCUUGCAACGCACAAACAGCUUCUGA
Messenger RNA from Emiliania huxleyi CCMP1516, 516 nucleotides. RefSeq lists its product as hypothetical. Gene Ontology annotation, biological process: regulation of MAP kinase activity; protein dephosphorylation. Gene Ontology annotation, cellular component: cytoplasm. Lineage: Eukaryota; Haptophyta; Isochrysidales; Noelaerhabdaceae. The record is from RefSeq and is a predicted model, not a curated record. Bases 1 to 516 code for a protein of 171 amino acids. The transcript has 3 exons. Gene Ontology annotation, molecular function: JUN kinase phosphatase activity.